CUGGGCGGCGGGCGGCGCUGGGAGGAAGGCGGGUCUGACAGUUGCAGAGGCCGGGAGCCCCAGCCCAGGCGCCCGGGGAGACGUGAGUGCUCGCUGUCCCGCGGAGUGGGGGCCCUCCCCGGGCCUGAGGAGCCUGAGAGGGAGAGCCGCCAGGACGCGGCUCUCAGCCCGGGAAUUCUGGGUCCCCGGCUCCUAAGGAGGGCCUUGCGCGCGAGGAAAAUGGGUGAAUUGCCCCUAGAUAUAAAUAUCCAGGAACCUCGCUGGGACCAAAGCACUUUCCUGGGCAGAGCCCGACACUUUUUCACUGUGACUGACCCCCGAAAUCUGCUGCUGUCUGGGACACAGCUGGAAGCUGCCCGGAAGAUUGUGCACAACUACAGGGCUGGUGUGGUGACCCCAGGGCUCACCGAGGACCAGCUGUGGAGGGCCAAGUAUGUGUACGACUCUGCCUUCCAUCCAGACACGGGGGAGAAGUUGGUCCUUAUCGGCCGCAUGUCAGCCCAGGUGCCCAUGAACAUGACCAUCACUGGCUGCAUGCUCACCUUCUACAGGAAGACCCCCACUGUAGUGUUCUGGCAGUGGGUGAAUCAGUCCUUCAACGCCAUCGUGAACUACUCCAACCGCAGUGGUGACGCUCCCAUCACUGUGAGGCAGCUGGGAACAGCCUAUGUGAGCGCCACCACAGGUGCUGUGGCCACGGCGCUGGGACUCAAAUCUCUUACCAAGCACCUGCCCACCCUGGUGGGCAGGUUUGUGCCUUUCGCAGCCGUGGCGGCCGCCAACUGCAUCAACCUCCCCCUGAUGAGGCAGCGGGAGUUGCAGGUGGGUAUCCCAGUAACUGACGAGGAGGGCACUCGACUUGGAUACUCUGUGACUGCAGCCAAGCAUGGAAUCUUCCAGGUGGUGAUAUCAAGAAUCUGCAUGGCGAUUCCUGCCAUGGCCAUUCCCCCCGUGAUCAUGGACACUCUAGAGAAGAAAGCCUUCCUGAAGCGCCGCCCCUGGCUGGGGGCACCCCUGCAGGUGGGACUGGUGGGCUUAUGCCUGGUAUUUGCCACCCCCCUGUGCUGUGCCCUGUUCCCUCAGAGAAGCUCCAUACACGUGAGCAGGCUGGAGCCGGAGCUAAGAGAUCAGAUCUGUGAGCGAAACUCCUGCAUCGAAGUGGUUUACUACAACAAGGGGCUCUGAGGGAGGCCUGCCCCGCCCCCUGCCUCACCCCUCGGGCUACUGCCAUCCCUACCGCUUGCCCAUCUCUGGGUACUAGGGCAGGGACACAGGGGACAACAGCCGCUGAGACCAACAGUUACUAAGCUGGGAGAAGUGCCCCUCUAGGCCUUUUUCUUUUUUUCUGCAUUCAAAGAAAGGCAGCGCCUUUCUCCUGUUCUUGUGUGUCUACAUUUACACAUAUGUGACAGAUGUGUGUAUGUACCUGCUGUCAUGGAAGCCAGGGGCAGAUGUGCUGUCCUGGGGUGUCCUGAUAUCUGGCACCCCCUCUUGGCCCCCUGACACCCACCAGCCCGUCAGGCCAGAGGACCGCCGCCUUCCACCAGCUAAGUCAUUUCCUUCUGGAUGCAGAAGGAGCCCCAGGCUCUUCAGCAAAGACUGAGGUACACUGGUAGGCCAAGCUGGGCUGAAUUCUUCAGAUUUCUGAUUCUUGGUUCCCAAAGCUGACUCAGAACUGGGCUGGCAGGGGAAGUCACGACUAGAUGAGGGAGACAGGGACACUGAGGGGUCGCAGUGCCAUCCCCCAUUCUGGAAUAGAUCCUUUUACUAGAACAAAUGAGGGUCAGCUUCCUGUACCACUCUGGCCCUCUUCCCACCCCACCCCACAGCGGGCACCUCCAGGCCCAAUCCUGUGGGGUCUUGGUCUGCUCUGACAUCAGAACUUCAAAUCUAAACCUACACUCCAAACCCCUCCCCAGCCAAAAAGCCAUGAAGGCAGAACAAGCAUUCCCCUUUCAGGCUCCCACUACCCUCUAGCAGGGACACAGCUGUGGGAAUGGUGCUUAAGCGCCACAGGUAUCAGGUUGGUGUAACAAGGACAACUUCAAGAGCAACUAGGUCCCAACUAUAAAAUGGUAAGACGGAAUUUUGGGUUCUGUUGAUCCAUGUCAGACACUCAGCAAUACUCCCGCCUGAGCUCCUUUCUUGAGGUUUGGCUCUCUUGCUACUCCCCUUCACCCCCACAAGGUCCAGGCAUCAGUGACUGGUCCACACAGAAGGGGGCUUAGGGAUGGCACAUGUGGUGGCAAAGGUCAGUGCUGAGCUGACCUUAGUUCCAGCACCAUGACCUUUGACUGAAGCAGGGAAUGGGCUAGCUGAAGGUCCACAUGGGACCCUAUGAGAACACUCCUGCCAACCAUCUGCCACCAGUGAUAAAAGCACUGAUACAGUUGUUACUCAAUAAACUGAAAACCUGUGUACUUCUUACCCUCA
Messenger RNA from Condylura cristata (star-nosed mole), 2433 nucleotides. It is a transcript of the gene SFXN3, whose product is annotated as sideroflexin 3. Lineage: Eukaryota; Metazoa; Chordata; Mammalia; Eulipotyphla; Talpidae. The transcript is spliced from 11 exons. Gene Ontology annotation, biological process: monoatomic ion transport; serine import into mitochondrion. The coding region runs from base 220 to 1185 and encodes 321 amino acids. Gene Ontology annotation, cellular component: mitochondrial inner membrane. The record is from RefSeq and is a predicted model, not a curated record. Gene Ontology annotation, molecular function: monoatomic ion transmembrane transporter activity.